AGCGAUGCUGCCUCUCACCCAAACACACCGCCGCACGUCGAUUCUCCCGAGGCCAAUGCCACCCACGCUAUCNACAUCAUCCAGCGCUUGUUCUGCGAGGCCCCCAGCGACAACAGCGUGCUGCAUCUACCCGUCAUUGUCGAAGCCGCCGAAUCGUCACCGCAAGCUGCCGCCGCCGCAGCCUACCAGAUCCGCAAAUGCCUUUCCAAAGACAACAAGUCGCGAGUCCAAUACAAUGCCAUCAUGUUGAUUCGCAUCCUGGCCGACAAUCCCGGCCAGUCAUUCACCCGCAACUUCGACGCCAAGUUCGUCUCUACCGUCAAGGACCUGGUCAAGAAUGGAAAGGAUCCGAGCGUGCAGCAGAUGAUGAGGGAAACGCUGGACUCGUUGGAAGCAGAAAAGAGCUAUGACAAUGGACUGUACGACUUGCUGGCCAUGUGGCGCCAACUCAAGGGCCACCAAGCUCGCAUUCUCCCACAGGGCGCAUACCGUCAGAUUGCCCCUCCGCUGCCACAGCACCCAAACACACAAGGCCAACCAGGAGGCGCCCUGCCCACACAACAAGAACUCGCCUCGCGUGUCGAAGAAGCACGGAACACUGCUAAGAUCUUGCUCCAGCUGCUUCAGAGCACUCCGCCUGAACACAUCAUGAGCAAUGAACUGAUCAAGGAAUUCUCGGACCGCUGUCAGGCCGCCCAGCGCAGCAUGCAGGAAUACAUCAACUGCACAUCUCCUCCACCCGACGACGAUACCCUCCAGACUCUGAUCGAGACGAACGAGCAGCUGAGUCUGGCAAUCAGUAGACAUCAGCGCGCUGUUCUCCAAGCCCGACGAGCCCUCGGCCAAUCAGUCUCUCCUGCAAUCGGCAACAACAAUCCCUUCGCUUCUCCGCCUCCUCAGCCCGAGUCUGCCCUACAACAACAACCAACUUCUCACCUAAUCGACCCCCAAAGCACAUACUCGCCCGUCUCUCCCAUCAACGACUCAUUCUCAGCUCCACCAGGACCACCACCAGGCCACCCUUCUGCGCCGACACUAGCUCCAAGCAAUCCCUUUGCUGAUCCUGCCGAGUCAACUCAUAACCACAACCUGGAUUACACAAACCACCCUCACGAACCACGUAACUAUGGUCCUGGUGUCGACACCAACCCACGACCGGCAUAUGGUGGUGUUACGGAGAGCUACAUGGGUCGCCAGUAUAGUGCUGCCAACGGUCUCACCAUGCACGGCGGUGUUGAUACAUCCACCACCGAAAACGUCAGCCCGGUCGAGCAGACACACACCCAGAGGGAGGUCCGAUACAGGUAU
Molecule: messenger RNA, 1308 nt
Organism: Aureobasidium uvarum
Lineage: Eukaryota; Fungi; Ascomycota; Dothideomycetes; Dothideales; Saccotheciaceae
Source: the annotation of a GenBank genome assembly